AUGUCGUCCACAGUUAUGGGAUCAUGGGCGGAUGCCGGCGACGAGUUCGCAGCUCCAGAUAUCACCGUCAACCCAGACGGAACCAAGACCGUCAUCACGUACAGAACAAACGCCGAAGGUAAGAAAGUCAAGAUAACCCAGAAGAUCAGAGAAGUCAAGGUUCAAGAAAAGGUGCAUCCAUUGAUCGCUAGAAGAAAGAACUGGAAGAAGUUCGGCAAAGAAAUAAAUAGUCCACCCGGUCCCGAUACUAGUACAACCCAACUAGGUGAAAAGGUGGAAUUGAAAUUGAAUCUUUCAUGGAAACAAAUCGAAAAGGAAGAAGAAGAAAACAAACAGCAAAAGAUGUCUGCCCAAGUCAUGCAAACCGUUAGAUGUAGAACUUGUGGAGGUGACCAUUACACUACCAAGUGUCCAUUCAAGGACACCUUGGGCUCCAACGUGGCCGAAGCCGAUGCUGCUGCCGCUGCCGCCACCGAAGCUGCAUCCACCACUGCCAGUGGUAAAUAUGUUCCAAGACACUUGCGUAUGGAUGCCAACGGUAACUUGCCAAGCAAGGAGUCUCGUGACGAUUCUACUACAUUGAAGAUCUCCCAAUUGAACACUUUCGUCGACGAAGAAAUGUUGAGAGACGAAUUACUCUCCUGGUUCGGCCCAUUGCAAAGAGUCAACAUUGUCAGAAACAGAGAAACUGGCGAAUCCAGAGGAUUUGCCUACGUUUCCUUUGCUACUGAAGAGCUUGCUCAACGUGCUUUAGAUGCUUUGAACGGUAAGGGUUACCAUUCAUUGAUUUUGCAUUUGGAAUGGUCGAAGAAGAGAAAGCCAUGA
This is a messenger RNA of Suhomyces tanzawaensis NRRL Y-17324, 825 nucleotides long. RefSeq names its product translation initiation factor eIF3 subunit g (gene TIF35). NCBI's taxonomy places the organism in Eukaryota, Fungi, Ascomycota, Pichiomycetes, Serinales, Debaryomycetaceae. Bases 1 to 825 code for a protein of 274 amino acids. The record is from RefSeq and is a predicted model, not a curated record. Gene Ontology annotation, cellular component: cytoplasm; eukaryotic translation initiation factor 3 complex. The transcript has a single exon. Gene Ontology annotation, molecular function: RNA binding; translation initiation factor activity.